This is a messenger RNA of Dendronephthya gigantea, 1269 nucleotides long. Its product is annotated as glutathione S-transferase theta-1-like. Gene Ontology annotation, molecular function: glutathione transferase activity. The coding region runs from base 164 to 847 and encodes 227 amino acids. Gene Ontology annotation, biological process: glutathione metabolic process. Gene Ontology annotation, cellular component: cytoplasm. Lineage: Eukaryota; Metazoa; Cnidaria; Anthozoa; Malacalcyonacea; Nephtheidae. The transcript is spliced from 4 exons. The record is from RefSeq and is a predicted model, not a curated record.
GAAGAUUAACCCAGGUAAACACAGCGUCCUAUUGGCCUGCCGCAAAUCAUUAGUCACAGCAUCUGAUAAUUACCUGUUCGCACGAAACCGCUUGGCUGACCUUUGAGAACGAUUUUGACGAGAGUAUCUGCCACUUUGUCUACAUUAACACACAUUAACGGCCAUGAAGCCAGUGAAACUUCACGUGGUUCGUGUGUCCCCGUGUUGUCGUGUUGUAUGGCUUUAUCUGCUACAGAACGAAAUCCCAUUCGAAUUGAAGGACGUUGAUAUAUUUAGUCGUGUCUCGGACGGCAAUUCGCAUAUUGUCUUGGCCGAUGAGGACCAUCGGCGUUUACCCGUCUUAGAAGACGAAGAUAGAUGUGUUGUGGGAGUCGUGGCAUGUCUUCGAUAUCUCGAAACGAAGUUCACUAAAAGUCGCAAGGGAUGGAUUAGUGAUCCUCAGAUUAAGUCAAGAAUGUACAGCAUUUUAGAAUGGGCCGCUGCUGAACUUCACAGUAUCAUUGGCUACCAGCUUGUCUACCCACAAUUCCUAAGCGGCGUUGAGCAAACGGAGACCAAUAUUAGCGCAGCGACGCGAAAAGUCGUCGACAUUUUGGAAUCGACCGAAAAAAAGUACUUCGGACACGGUUCGAAGUUUCUGUGCGGUGAGAAAUUGACCGUGGUUGAUCUCUAUGUGGCGACGAUCGUUUUGCAACUGGAGUGGGUCGAGAGCGUGGAUAUGAAACUUUGGCCAAAGUUGAACAAAUGGUUGAAGGAAGUUCGUAAACAGAAACAUUGGGACACGGUUCACGCAAAGCAUAGAGAAUUUGUCGAGUCACUGAAGAAUGUUCCUCUUGAAUCAACGUAGAGGGACGAUAGCAUUGAAUAUAGUGCUGCAGAUAAUUAUAUGUAAACGAGCAAGUUUAUUUGUGUAAGAUUACUAAGAUAGGUAGGUUAGAGCUCGUUGGAGGUCGUUAGAGCUCGCUGGAGGUCGUAUCGAACUCAACUAGUGAACUAGAGUAUAUUGUCGUGAGAAUGACUAACUGUAGAUUCCUACUAAUAUCCAAGCACGGCUCAACGAACCCCUUGAAAAGUCUUUCAAACGAUUUAGAGUGCAAAAUGUUCAGGGGUGGUUAAUCAAGCAUACAAACAUAGCGUAGAAAAUCCUGAUGCGAUAAAUAUUUCUGCAAUUCAGAUAUCAUGUUAACCCUGGUUUGUUCUAACUCUGGUAUUUUAUUGAAGUGCUGUGAAAGUUGAUCCGAAUUCCGAAAUAAAUAAUAAUUUCAACCA